Spinacia oleracea (spinach) is the source of this 1348-nucleotide messenger RNA. Its product is annotated as mitochondrial outer membrane protein porin 2. Gene Ontology annotation, biological process: monoatomic anion transmembrane transport. The transcript has 6 exons. Lineage: Eukaryota; Viridiplantae; Streptophyta; Magnoliopsida; Caryophyllales; Amaranthaceae. The coding region runs from base 184 to 1014 and encodes 276 amino acids. The record is from RefSeq and is a predicted model, not a curated record. Gene Ontology annotation, molecular function: voltage-gated monoatomic anion channel activity. Gene Ontology annotation, cellular component: mitochondrial outer membrane.
GACCGUCGUAACUCUCAUUUCCAAAACGCCACCUAUCCAGCUCCCGACCUCGUGUGUUUCUUUCCUUCUCUUGUAAUUUUGUUGUUAGUGUUCGACUGGUCGUCACUCUUCUUCUUCCUCCUCCUCCUCCUCGUCCUCUCUCUCUCUUUCUUUUUCUCUCUCCUCCGUCUCUCUCCUGUCAAGAUGGCCAACGGUCCCGGCCUCUUCUCCGACAUCGGAAAGCGUUCCAAAGAUCUUCUGACGAGGGACUAUCUCUCAGAUCAGAAAUUUUCAGUCUCAUCUUUCAGCGUCAAUGGUGUGGCAUUCACCUCAACUGCUGUUAAGAAAGGAGGACUUUCAAAUGGAGAUGUGGGUGCCUUGUACAAGUACAAGAACACCAUGAUUGAUGUCAAACUCGACACAGAGUCAAAUGUCUCCACAAUAAUCACAAUUGCUGACAUAGUCCCAUCAACAAAAACUAUUGCUUCAUUCAAGAUACCAGAUACCUCUGGUGGCAAGGUGGAGGUUCAAUACUUCCAUAACCAUGCAACAUUUACAUCAGCUAUUGCUUUAAACAAAUCUCCUGUUGUUGAUGUUACGGCUACACUUGGCACCCCAACUAUUUCCUUUGGUGUAGAAGCAGGUUAUGACACCACUUCUGGUAACUUCACGAAGUAUACUGCCGGUGUUAAUCUAUCAAAGCCAGAGUCAUGUGCAUCAAUUAUUCUGGGUGACAAGGGAGAUACAGUGAAGGCAUCAUAUUUACACCAUUUGGAUCAGCUGAAGAAAAGUGCAGCAGUUGCUGAAAUAAGCAGAAGGUUUUCGACCAAUGAGAAUACUUUUACAGUUGGAGGAUUGUACGCAGUUGAUAAUUUGACAGUUGUUAGGGCGAAGCUCAACAACCACGGGAAACUCGGUGCUGUUCUUCAGCACGAGGUCAUUCCUAAGUCAGUGCUCACUAUCGCCAGUGAAUUCGACACCUUAGCCUUGGACAAAACUCCAAGGUUUGGCUUGGGACUCGCUCUUAAGCUUUGAUAAUCUGAAUGCUUCUUUCAGGGUAAAAUUUUUCGCAAUUUAUCCCCAUAGGCCCGGCCCAUUCCCUAAGCUCUGUUUAUUAGAGCCUUGAAUAAGUAGCUAUGCAGAUUAAUUCAUUUGUUGGUUAUCAUACUGUGUUGUCGAUACUUGUCUAUAUGGUUCUCUCCUAGCUGCAAGGAGGGCUUGAAAUUUGCGACGAUUUCUCCUGGUAGCAAUUGUUGGGAAGGAGCUUUUAUUUUUAUUUUUAUUUUUUGAUAGAUUGAGUUAUGUUUGAAUGCAGAAACGCAAUGGAAUUGCUUUUUGAUCUGACUACCCAUAUAAACUUAGUUUGCCA